AUGGGCAAGAAGAAGUCAAGUAACAAAACCGCCGCAAGAAAGCGCUUCCCUGUUGGCGAACUUUCUAGAAAAAGGCAAGAAUUAAAGGAAAUUUUCUUAGCUAAAAAUGCAAGCCUGCAAGUUGCCAAAAAAGAUAUUGAUAAUGUUUCAAAGAGGGUAAGUACUGAGUGUUCAUCAAACUCUACAUCUACACUAAUCUUUCAGUUAAUUUAAGACUGCAGUGGAUUUCUUAGUGCAUUAAAGUAUGCUAGAUAUAAGAAAUAAUUAAAAUAUAUAUUAAAUGCAUUGGUUCAGCAUAUACUAUAAUAAAAUAUAAAUUCUAUAGUAAUUAGCAAAAAAUGUUCUUCUGCAGAUUAAACGCCAUAAAGAAAAAAUUGUGUUGCUCAGUGUAGAAGAACAGUCCUUACAAGCAAAAAGGAGGAAACUUGAAGAUAAAAAGACCAAUAAACUACGAGCAAGUCUGAAAAGGAAUUUGACCAUAAGACGAAAAGCACCCUCUAAGUUAGAUCCACAUAACUCAGAGAAACUUCAAUGUUCUCUCUCAGUUCGGUCAAACAGAAGAAGACGAAAAGAAACCUUAGAUGUCUGUCAGAGUAUACAUGGGGAUGCCGAAGGUAAUAAUGGAAGUGCUUUAACCCAUUGAGUUGCAUUGCACCCUGAUGCACCCUACGUUAGUAUUUUACUCUGUCUAACGCCAGACGAUUUUACUCAUCAAUGGGAGAACGCUGGCGCUUAAUGGGUUAAUUAAGUUAAGACAUGUAAAUAAGUACUUGCUGUCUGGCAAAUGUAAGCUUCGCUAGAUCAGAGUCCAGUACCUUGAUAGUAUUUUGUAAAUGAAACUGCCCAAGGCCGGACAUUUUCAAAACAUUUGAAACCAGUGAUCUAAAACAUUGUAGCUAGAUUAAGACUGAUGUUUAUUUGAAAGUAGCACUAAUUACGGCUUUAUGAAAUGAAUUUUUUUCUUAACCCAUUUACCGGCAGUAUGUACUCUACCACUGACGAGUAAAAUCAUCUAGCGUUAAACAGAGUAAAUACUAAAGUAGGGCGCACUGCCUGCUAACGGGUUAAUUGACUGCACAUCCAUGGCGUGCGGUUUGCUAGCUAUUACCCAGGAGUAGAAGCUAGUGAUAAUUUUGUUUUGAAAAACUUGCAGCUGCGACAUUCUAUUUUUAGGAGAAACCUCUGCAGCCCUUGAUGGUAUGUGGGCAACUAUGGUUAAUGAAAGUACAUCUGGCCGACUAGAAACAUAUCUGGACAAAUCACGAAAGAUACGUAGUAAGGUUAUCCCAUCCUUAAUGAGCAAACAAGUUAAAGAGUAUCAAGAUAGCAAUGACAACAUGUGUCGCAGUUUGAAAAUUCUUUAUGAGGAUGGCCUUCUUGCUAAAAAGAAGUAUAAGUCUAUUUGUAGAAAUGUCAAAGCAACAGUGGGUCAAUCAAUAACCAACCCAAAACUUGUUUAUUAUGACAAGUUGAUUGCCUUUAUAAAAUCAGUAGAUGUUCAAAAUGUUCAUGAUUUUGCAUCUGAGUUUAACAAGGAUACAAGUAAAUUUGAGGAACCAAUUAAUGGGUCCUAUAGGGAUUUCUGCAGUUACAUAAAAGUGUUAGCCGAACUAUAUAUACAAGUAGACCAAGCAUUAGGGUCUGAGUCGUUUUUCCAACAUUUUGGAGCAUUGCCCUAUCACUUUAGAAUUGCUAUUGGAGCGGAUGGCGCUCCAUUCGGAAAAGAUGAUGAAGCCACUGCUUGGCUUGUUUCGUUCUUAAAUGUGGGUAAGCAUAUUCAAAGUGAAAGGGACAAUUUCCUUUUAUGUGGGGCAAACUGCUCAGAAAAUCACCCAAGCAUGAAACAGUACGCAAAGAAAUUGAUGCAAGAUAUCGCACACAUUGAGACACAGUCAUACAUUAUCAGCGGUUUUAAUUGUAAAUUUACAGUUGAACUUGUUCCCUCAGAUAUGAAAUGGCUAUCCACAAUGAGCGGAGAGCUCAACAACGCAGCUUACUAUUUUUCCCCUUUUGGAAAUGUAAAUGAUGACAACAAACGGUCAGAAAUGGAUCCCUAG
Messenger RNA from Paramuricea clavata, 2057 nucleotides. The record is from the annotation of a GenBank genome assembly. NCBI's taxonomy places the organism in Eukaryota, Metazoa, Cnidaria, Anthozoa, Malacalcyonacea, Plexauridae.